This is a messenger RNA of Linum trigynum, 336 nucleotides long. Lineage: Eukaryota; Viridiplantae; Streptophyta; Magnoliopsida; Malpighiales; Linaceae. The record is from the annotation of a GenBank genome assembly.
AUGGCUACCCGGAAUGACGGUGAAGAGAAUCUCGGAGAAGUUUGUUCUGUGGUAGGGGGAAGCCGCCUCAAUGAGGAUUCUCUCCAGAUUGAAGACGGUUCUGACACUUCUGAUGCGCGUGUGCCUGGGACUAUAAAGACAGACAAUUCUUUGACCGUUAGAGUUAGUGUAGCCGUUAAAGUUAGGCCCGAGAACCCUCGGAUGCGCUGGAACACACGUGACGUGGUUAGCCAUGGUCAGCAUGUCUUUGCUGACAAAAAGAUCGAUUUAUGCCGACUCAGAGAGCGAAACAGAGGAAGAUGGGACUGUUGGGGCUACUGGGAAGGCGUUUGUUGA